ACCAAUCAGAAUGUCCAAUUUUUGUAUACUAAAUAUAUAUAUCUAGCCAAAAUAGAUUGUGGACUACGAGCGGGCAAGUCUGGGCAAGCCUGUUGUUCCUUGGUUAAAAAAACCCUUUCACUUUUUAGCAGGAAGGAAUCUUAAUUAGUAUGCGUGAAAUCCAAAACGUAGCUUAUCUUUGCUGAAGCUAUACUACUGAAGUCUCCCGGUGAACGUAACCGAAGGCAGUAUAUAUGGUUGGAAAUUUUUAAAUAACGAAAAACGACGUUUUUGAACAGACAUCUUUCCUAUUCUUCCCGCCGAGCAUCAUUUGCAUUAGAGAACUAGUAAAUUUUGAUAUAAGGACUGUUGGGACUCUAUUAAUAUCACAAUCAUGGAACUUCAAAAGCCUUCGUGGGUAAAGUAUUUCACUUCUUUAGCUUUGGGAGUCUCCAUGCGUUCUAAGGACCCCAAAACACAAGUGGGUUGUGUUAUUGUGGACUCAGAAACACUUAAAAUUUUAUCCAUUGGUUAUAAUGGUUUUCCUCCGGGGAUUUCUAACAGCGCUGAGAACUGGUCGGAUGAACAGAAAAACAAUUUAGUAGUUCAUGCAGAAGCCAAUGCUGUACUUUUAAAAGGAACAGCCAACCUAGAGAACUCCAUUGCAUUUGUGACACUCUUUCCUUGCGAGGACUGCGCAAAAAUGUUGAUACAGGCUGGCGUAAGGAGAGUUUAUUAUCUUUCUUUUCGAGAUAAAUACAGGAAAUCAGACGAGAUAUUCAAGAAAGCUAAGGUGGACAUUGUGCCAGUUAGCAGAGGGGAUGACGGCACGUUGACUAUGUUUCAAAACACAUUUAUAACCAUGGUUAAAGCAGCGAUACAAAAUGUAACCAAUACCAAGGUAGAUGGUUCCAGUAGACAGUUAUGUGACUCGUUGAAGGAGAAGGAGGAAAUAAAAUACCUCAGGGAAACGGACAUUGAAGGUCCAUGGACAACAGACCAACCUGGAGAAAGAUCUGAGGAGAUAUUGUUCAAGAAAUGGAUACAUUAUUUCCUUUUUCUUGCACAUGUUGCCAGCACAAGGUCUUCCUGUGGUGCCAAAGAGGGAGCGUUGCUUGUAGAUUCCAAAACAAUUAAGAUGUGUUCCUUAUCGUACAAAGGGUACCCAAGAGGCGUAGAGGGAACGCCAGAUGAUGUGCUGAUGGUGUCCGCCAUCAUGAAUGUCCUUGCGCUUCGCUUUUGUGAAGGCAACGAGUUCUAUGCGUUUUGUACAGAUUUUCCCACGGAAGGGGAGGUAAAGAACCUGGCGCAGGCAAAGGUAAAACGCCUCUAUUUCAUAUCGCCAACCAAUAUGACUACAAGGGCCCUAUCAAUCUUAGACGCCGCAAAGGUUAAAACUGUGCCCAUGGAUCCAUUGAACGAGGAAGAGAUAGAGAAAGAGGUCAGGAGCAUCAUUAAAGGACUGGCGGAAAAAGAAAAGAAAAAUACGAUUUCAUUCAAAGAUUGGCCAAUUCCAGUGACUCCAUACGAGUUGGAGCCCAAGAGACGCAAUUCUGGUUUGGAUUAAACCAAAAGCAUGGUUAUAGCCACACCCAUAGGCAUUGGCAUAUCACGCUAGAGGGGGUCUCUGCAUUUUGUUUUAAGCCCGGGCCAAACGAUCCCAACAGGUGAAGGCAACAUAUCGCAACAUUGUUGGGUGCAACAUGUUGCGCUAGUUUGACUACCC
This is a messenger RNA of Orbicella faveolata, 1705 nucleotides long. RefSeq lists its product as uncharacterized. The record is from RefSeq and is a predicted model, not a curated record. Gene Ontology annotation, cellular component: cytoplasm. NCBI's taxonomy places the organism in Eukaryota, Metazoa, Cnidaria, Anthozoa, Scleractinia, Merulinidae. Gene Ontology annotation, molecular function: dCMP deaminase activity; zinc ion binding.